Messenger RNA from Saccoglossus kowalevskii, 1077 nucleotides. RefSeq names its product solute carrier family 35 member G2-like. Gene Ontology annotation, cellular component: membrane. The record is from RefSeq and is a predicted model, not a curated record. Lineage: Eukaryota; Metazoa; Hemichordata; Enteropneusta; Harrimaniidae.
AUGGGAAAAUACCAAGAAAAGACAAGAUUACUGUCUGAUGAAGUGUCCCAACAACUGCGACCCGGUCUCGCUACUGUAUUGAAGUCAGCUACAGGGGUUUUCCUAGCUCUGCUGUCCGGUGUCCUAGAUGCGUUCAACGGAAUAUUUUAUACUUUGAUUGCAUCGGGAGGUAUUCCUCCCAUACAAGUGGCCUUUCUCUACAGUAUUUCAGUGCUUGUCUUAUCCACAAUACCGGCACUUCUUUACCUUCAAGAUACAGUUCUUUUCAAGUCUGUCAAGAUCAAUACACUCCUUGUCGGGAUCGGAGCCGCCACUGCCGUCGGUAGUUCUACGGAAGUUUACGCUGUAUACCAUUUACCCCUUGGGAACGAGUACGCCGUGUACGCAGGAAUUACACCCAUAUUUUGUGCCGUGGGAUCUAUUAUAUUUAACGGAGAACGUCUAAAAAUUUCACACGUACUAGGUUUCCUUAUCAUUACAGCUGGAACCGUUUUAAUAAUGCGGCCAACUUUUAUAUUCGGUGAUAUAGAUACACCAAUGAACGAAACCAUUGUCAUGGACAGCCGCAUUGAUACCACUGGAUUUGCUUACACCAUGACUAUCUGCUCGUCUUUCUUCCACUCACUCUCUUGCAUUAUGUGGGAUGCAAUUUCAGACGAUGUCACGACUUUUGUUAAGAUAUUUUAUAUGAACUGUAUAUCAGGUCUUAUCUGCUUGACUCUAUCACUGGUUAUGGAAACGCAACUAUGGACUUGGAGUUUGAAGGAAAUAUCUUAUGUAUCUGCCUUGGCAUUAUGCUCUGCUAGCUUUGUUUGUGCGUUUCACAGUAGCCUGCAAAUGGAAGGGGCGGUGACCGUCAACUUGUUAACAAAUGUUCAAGUUGUCGUGGCAUUUAUUUUACAGGUGUGUAUAACUAAUAUACAACCAGGAAAGCUGGAUAUAGCUGGAACUGUUCUAGUCAUAUUGGGGUCGGCGGUUAUCUCCGUGUGUACGUGGUGGGAUCAUGUAAAGAAUCAAAGAAUGAACACGCAAUCAUCGAAGGCCAUUGACUACAAUAACGAGAUGGCCACCCCGUAA